CUUGCGUCGCGCCUGAUCAACGAGCUUCCACAAAUAAUACCGUUCAACGAAGCGUAACUCACGCCAUGAUUCGCGGGACGUUGGCCGGCUCACUGUCGGUAGUCCUCUUCGUUGCGCUCGCCACGGUUUACGGACCGAAUCUGUCGCACAGACUCACGUCUUCAAGCGGCCGCAUCAGCGACUGUGACGUUUGUUCUUCUCAGGAGCUGCUGACACUGCGAGCUUUGUACCAAGAACAUCAGGCAGCCUUGGAGCGUGAAAAGGGCAGCAGCAGCAGCAGCAGCGUUGGGAAUGCUGACAUCAGCAACCCAUCCGCUGCUGUCAGCAGCGGCCCUGGUGCCGACCCUAAGGAAGAUGCUGACGUCGUCAGUGUGCCUGCUACCACCGAGGUGGACCCCCUGCCAGCGCAUGCUGACGUCAGCAGCCCUCGGCGCGGCCGGUCGCUCCUGGCCGUUGAUCCUGACGAUCCCGAUCUGACGACCGACGACAUCCGGAACCUGUGCCACGAGAAGGACAAGGAGCUGCUGAAAGCGUCGAGGCUGCUCAAGGACCUGGAUAUUGCCCUGCAGCGGCAGUACAUGGAGGUGGACAAUCUCAACAAGAUGCUGGACAUGAGCCGGGAGUUUAAAGCUGAGGAGCUGAGAGACUUCCGCGGGCAGGAGCAGAAGGCGGGCGGGAUGUCGGAGAAGACUCGCGAGUUCCUGGAGCAGUGCAAGAACAACCUCGUUACAGAGUACACCUCUAAGGAGAACAAGGACUGGGCCAUCUACAAGGGCUACGCGUGUGAGGCGACGGACGAGGAGAUAGCACAGUACAUGAGCUACGAGCUGAGAGGGCUGUGUCCCGACGACUGGUUCUUCGUGCAGCAUCUCAUCUUCGUGAAGAACUGCUACGCUCUGCCCAAGCGCCGCUGCCUUGCACGCACUCCCCAGGAAUUCAUAGAGCCCCUCCCACGCUCGCACGCGCUCUUCAACCAGAGGGCGUUGCACGAUGGGGCAGUGAGGUGGAGCCACCACGGGUGCAAGUCCUUUGACUGCCUCAACCACCGCACUGCAGGCGACUGCAAGAGCUGUUUCAACAUGACUCUGGAGGCGAACCGGUGGAAGGUGAGGUACCGUGGAGCACUCACCAUCAAGGACGUGGUGACCCUCAAGAAGGGCUCCCUGCGCCUGGGGCUCGACGCCGGGCGAGGCACGGGCAGCUUCGCGGCGCACAUGGCACGAUACAACGUGACGGUGAUGACGAUGGCGAUGAACAUUGAGACGCGGUCGGGUGUGCACACUGGCCUGCCGUACAUGGAGACGAUUGCGCUGAGGGGGCUGGUGCCCCUGCACAUCCCACACACGGCCCGUCUGCCCUUCUUUGACAACACAUUGGACCUCGUGCACUGCGUCAACAGCGUCAAGUACCUGCCACUGGGCGAGUUUGAGGACCUGCUGUACGAGUGGGACCGGGUGCUGCGAGUCGGUGGUGUCUUGUGGUUUGAGCUUUUCUACGCGCCAGAAGACGAGAUGAAGAUAUACAUUCAAAUUGUGGAUCUUCUACAGUACAACAAGCUUUAUUGGAACAUCACAUCCAAGCCUGAAAAGGACCCCAAAGCGGUUCAGCGUGUCUAUCUCAAUUGCCUUCUAGAGAAGCCCCCUCGCAUUGAUUAG
Closterium sp. Naga37s-1 is the source of this 1655-nucleotide messenger RNA. The record is from the annotation of a GenBank genome assembly. Lineage: Eukaryota; Viridiplantae; Streptophyta; Zygnematophyceae; Desmidiales; Closteriaceae.